CAAUCUUGCUGUCAUCAUCCCUGGAUCUAUAACAUGGACUGCGAUGCUGCGACGUCCAAAAUCCUGGCCGAGUGGAAGGAGGUCAGCGACGGGGCUUUCGAGGACUCUUCGCCGGAGUCCUCCUCCAUGGACUCCAUGUGCUCCUCGCCGGAGAUCUUCUUCUCCGGCGGUCACCAGGAGAUCCAGGAACUCGCCAACGUCUUCCCGGGGCGCGGUUCUUCAUACAGUCCGAAGGCGCAAAGGGAGAACAAGUCCAAGAUGUCCACCAAGAGGCGCAUGAAGGCCAGCGAGAGGGAGAAGAUGAGGAUGAGGAGUCUCGCCGAGGCUCUGCACCAGCUGCGGGAGUACCUGCCGCCGGACUACACCAAGAGGGGACAGCCGCUCACCAAGAUCCAAACCCUCAAGUCCACCAUUGAGUACAUCAACAAGCUCACGGACAUCCUGAACCGCGCGUAAAAAAAAAAAAGCCUCCUUUGACGCAGCUCAUCUUGGACUUAAAUGAACCUUUCUGUUUGAUGAUUUUAAUAUUUCUGCCCAUGGUGUAAAUAUUCGAAGGGCACUUAUUUUGUAUAA
This is a messenger RNA of Nerophis ophidion (straightnose pipefish), 573 nucleotides long. It is a transcript of the gene msgn1, whose product is annotated as mesogenin 1. The record is from RefSeq and is a predicted model, not a curated record. Gene Ontology annotation, molecular function: RNA polymerase II cis-regulatory region sequence-specific DNA binding; protein dimerization activity; DNA-binding transcription factor activity, RNA polymerase II-specific. Gene Ontology annotation, cellular component: nucleus. Bases 34 to 456 code for a protein of 140 amino acids. NCBI's taxonomy places the organism in Eukaryota, Metazoa, Chordata, Actinopteri, Syngnathiformes, Syngnathidae. The transcript has a single exon. Gene Ontology annotation, biological process: regulation of transcription by RNA polymerase II; mesoderm formation.